AUGGCAGCAACCCCGCCCUCGUAUACCAAGCUCACCCACUGUGCCACCUACCCCGCCAUCAAUCCCACCCAGCCUGGCCUUUCCACCGCGGGCAAGGUUGUCCUAAUUACCGGCGCAUCUGGUGGGAUCGGCCAGGCCACAGCCUCCUCUUUUGCUGCAUCGGGUCCCCGAGCUCUUAUUCUCCUCGGACGACGCACCGACGCCCUGGCGCAAGUAGCCAGUGUUAUCCGCGCCAGUUUCACAAAUCGGGAGCUGACAGUUCAGACCCACGAGGCUGAACUGUGCGAUCCUUCCAGUGUCCGCAGUGCCAUGGACAAGGUGGCUGCAGAGUUUGGCGGCAUUGACAUCCUUGUUCAUUGUGCCGGCGCCCUCGCGCCGGUUGUGUCCCUUCUGCAGGCUGAUCCGGCCACCUUUCUGGAUGGCUACAAGACUACCGUGGUCGGCACACUGGUGGCGGCACAGGCGGUUGUUCUAGCAAACAAAACAGGGACAGCCAGCGCCACCGAGGACAAGCCGGUCACCUUUAUCAACCUUACCACGGCCGGUAUCUUGUUCCCCCCGUUCCCAGGCAUGGGCGCCUACGUGAGCAGCAAGAUGGCCGCGGUUAAACUCUUGCAGGCCUUUGCCGCCGAGAACCCGCAAGUACGUCUUCACAAUGUGCAUCCGGGAAUGCUUGAAACAGCCAUGUCGGCCAAGCUGGCGGAGACAAUCCGAUUGCCAUAUGCCUACGACGAUAUCUCUCUUCCUGCCGAUUUCCUGGUUUGGAUCGCCUCCCCGGAAGCCGAGUUUCUUACAAACAAGCUUGUCUUCUCUGCCUGGGACGUGGAUGAGCUCAAGGGUCGCAAGCGGGAAAUUGUCGGUGGCCCGCCAGGAACUGGAGAGCUUUGGAUUGGCUUCCAAGGAUUCCCCCGAUUUAUGGCGGGUCAGCCUCUGCCAGGCACCCAGUAG
Messenger RNA from Aspergillus mulundensis, 948 nucleotides. Its product is annotated as SDR family NAD(P)-dependent oxidoreductase. Lineage: Eukaryota; Fungi; Ascomycota; Eurotiomycetes; Eurotiales; Aspergillaceae. The transcript is spliced from 2 exons. Gene Ontology annotation, molecular function: oxidoreductase activity. Gene Ontology annotation, cellular component: cytosol. Bases 1 to 948 code for a protein of 315 amino acids. The record is from RefSeq and is a predicted model, not a curated record.